CGCUCGCCGUGGGUCACUUUUCUAUCUCAGGGGGGCAUCAUGAAGGAGUUAUGCUGAGGGCACCAACAUGGUUAGCAGCGGUACUGGACAUGGACUUUAAAAGCAGUGUAUAUGGUUUGGCACGGGCAUAUUUUGAGUUCUGAUAUUGGGCUGGUUUUAUUGGCCAUUGGGCUGGUUUUGUCACACAGACCUGGCAACCCUGCUCCUGUCACAGAGAAGACGGCGUUCACCCGCGGUGAGAAACUGACCGUGGAACAGACGCUACUGACGGCUAUCAGCUUUUGCCUGGCGGUGCAAGAAAUUACAACCGACCGCAUGUCAGAUGUCAGUCAAACACGAGUGAGGGGCGGACGAGCGCCGAAGACGAGCCUGCGAGACUAAAUAUCAGAGCGGGCGGCCCACAGGACGGUGACAUGUCUGACCCACGGGCGCUGCUCUCAAGUUGACGAACGUCUGGUUUAUCGGCUCGAUUACACAAACAAUGUCGUCACCAGCGGCGACCGAUGGCGGCGACCUGCGACCCGCCCCCACGUCAGACCGCGGUGUCGAGGAAGCGCGUGAGCUUCCGACGCCGGAUGGAGAAGUUCAAGAGUUCACCGUCUCGCAACGACCAGAGAAGAUCAGCGCGGUGCCGAUCCACCGGCGUCCGGACCUGCUGGCUCCCUGCGCAGACCUGGUGAACUGCGAGUGGCAGAGGAGCCGGGCCGCCCGGGUCCACUCCCUCCAGAAGUCCUGUCCGGAAUUCCCCGUCUGCCUGGUUCUCCUGCGGGGCCACGGAGAGACGGAGCGGCUGCUCGGCCACGCCCGGCUGUCCCGGGUCGUGGGUCGCGGCGGCAGCCUGUUUGUGGAGUCGGUGGUGGUGUCGGACGCGGAGCGAGGGAAGGGCUACGGCCGGACCCUGAUGGAGGAGGCCGAGCGCUACGCCGGGAGCGGAGGGUUCACGCGCCUGUGCCUGACGACCCGCGAUAAGCAGCACUUCUACUCCCACCUCGGCUACGUGCUGUCGGUGCCGGUGCAGAACGCGGGCGCCAUGGCCGCGUUCGCUCCCUGCAUGGAGAUGCUGAUGAGGUUCUCUCGAAUGCAGAGUGGAGAAGAAGAAGAAGAAGAACAAAAACAAGAAGAGGCAAACACACAGACCAGGAUUAAUGCUCAGGUACCACAAGAGGGUGCCUGUGUUGUGGGGCCACCUCCUCCUUCUGGUUUACAUCCUCCUCCUCCACCACCUCCUUCUUCCAUCCCUCCUCCACCUCCUCCUUCCAUCCCUCCUCCACCACCUCCUUCCAUCCCUCCUCCACCUCCUCCUUCCAUCCCUCCUCCACCACCUCCUCCUUCCAUCCCUCCUCCACCUCCUCCUUCCAUCCCUCCUCCACCACCUCCUCCCAUCCCUCCUGCUCCACCCCCGCCUCCUCAGUCUGCAGGGCAGGUUGUAGUACAGACUCUGACCAAAACUCCUUACAGAGACGCCAGAGGAGUCCCCAUCUAUUGGAUGCACAAAGACAUUUGAUGAAGACACGGCCGGAUGCACUUGGGAACUCCUCCCCUCUGUGUGUGUGUGUGUGUGUGUGUGUGUGUGUG
Pseudoliparis swirei is the source of this 1575-nucleotide messenger RNA. RefSeq names its product N-alpha-acetyltransferase 80. Gene Ontology annotation, cellular component: cytoplasm. The record is from RefSeq and is a predicted model, not a curated record. The transcript is spliced from 3 exons. Gene Ontology annotation, biological process: protein acetylation. Gene Ontology annotation, molecular function: N-acetyltransferase activity; acetyl-CoA binding. The coding region runs from base 482 to 1504 and encodes 340 amino acids. NCBI's taxonomy places the organism in Eukaryota, Metazoa, Chordata, Actinopteri, Perciformes, Liparidae.